This is a messenger RNA of Babesia microti strain RI, 816 nucleotides long. RefSeq lists its product as hypothetical. NCBI's taxonomy places the organism in Eukaryota, Apicomplexa, Aconoidasida, Piroplasmida, Babesiidae. The transcript has a single exon. The record is from RefSeq and is a predicted model, not a curated record. Bases 1 to 816 code for a protein of 271 amino acids.
AUGUCUGAGGAAACUGUUAAAAAUGAAAUAGAUCACAUCCUACUAGUAUACAGGAGGUCUGUUGUCGAAUUUUUGGGCAGAGAACGAUUUGUCAAUACACUCAUAGACAUUCUUACAUAUUUGUACAAUACUAGUAUCAAAGUCAUAUCAUUAUUUGAGCCUUCUGGAUUAGUUUAUGCGAUUAUCAAGGACAAUCUCACGCAGAAACUAUUAAAAUCAGGCUUCAAUGUCCACUCUUUAGAAGACCACUCAUUGACAUUUUCCAGGCAAAUUAAUGCACUGACCAACAAUUCAUCAGAUCAGUUAUCCAAGGAAUCUGCGCUGGGGAUUAAUGAAGAAUCACAAAUUUUUGUAUGUAAAAUAAACUAUCUUCAUGCUUCCUUCGCGCAUCUGGAACUAUUGACCCUCUGUCACACAUUUAAGGACACUAAAAAGACAGACAUCAAGAGGAAUGUAAAAAAGAAAUUACGAUCUAAAAAACGCAGGAUUCCGCCAAAAAAAUCAAUUCUACAACCUUGCAUUUCCAAAAAACUAUCGAUCUCAACGCCAAACAUCGUAAUAUGUAUACACUUGAGCCUUAAACAAAUAUUAUUCGCCUUUAAUAUACCUCUUUUACAGCGUUUAUACUGCUUAAAAUCACUCCUUGCCAACGCUACUGCCCCGUCUAAACGUUAUAUUUAUCCUUUUGGUCCAUCAGGAGUUCCGCCCUGGACAUUGUCUGAAGCAGAAAUUUACCAAGUUUUUGGAACUGCACCCGGAGUCAUUGAACAAUGCAUCCGCCUUUUUAUGCGGUGCAACAGGAGGAAUGGCAAAUAA